This is a messenger RNA of Hipposideros armiger (great roundleaf bat), 6173 nucleotides long. It is a transcript of the gene ST6GAL2, whose product is annotated as ST6 beta-galactoside alpha-2,6-sialyltransferase 2. NCBI's taxonomy places the organism in Eukaryota, Metazoa, Chordata, Mammalia, Chiroptera, Hipposideridae. Gene Ontology annotation, molecular function: beta-galactoside alpha-2,6-sialyltransferase activity. The coding region runs from base 525 to 2099 and encodes 524 amino acids. The transcript is spliced from 7 exons. Gene Ontology annotation, biological process: sialylation; carbohydrate metabolic process. The record is from RefSeq and is a predicted model, not a curated record. Gene Ontology annotation, cellular component: Golgi apparatus.
CCUGAGGGGUAUCGUGGGAACAUCCCAAAUGGUGAGAAAUGCAGGUGGCCUGGGGAUGUUAAUUAGGGCCGGUGUUGAGAGGGGGGGCAGUCUUGUGGGACUGCUAAUUCCAGUGAUUAGUGUCAGAAUUGUAUUGCAGUGCACUCAGUUGGGGUGGAAGCAGAAUAACUAUUAUUAAGGACAUGUCUCUGAUUUCUCAUAGAAAUGUUGAAAUACUGGAAAUAGUUCCAGAUCUUCAGGUUGGGCACUAUGAUUCGAAGCACUGGCUCCUCAGUGGAUAGGUUUAGAAAGACCACUUAGCGGACUCUACUCAAAGUGUGGCUCCAGGCUGUGCAGUUCUGCAAAAGGUUCAUUACCAGUUCCUGACUGAGAUAUGUUUCAGAACUGAUGUGUCUCUAGCUUGGUGAAAGCAUGCGCUGUAUAUGUGUAUGGUUAUGGCAUCUACAUCCUGGCUUUCAUGAACACAAGGUUCAUUCCGCCCCCCACCGCUUCAGGACACAGGGUGCUGACCGCAGAGACCUGCCAUGAAACCACACUUGAAGCAAUGGCGACAACGAAUGCUUUGCGGGAUAUUUGCUUGGGGGCUCCUCUUCGUGGUGAUUUUCAUUUACUUCACUGACAGCAACCCUGCUGAGCCUGCGCCCAGCUCCUUCUCCUUCCUGGAGACCAGGAGGCUCUUGCCCGUGCAGGGGAAGCAGAGGGCCAUCAUGGGCGCCAUGCAGGAGCCCUCCUUGCCUGAAAGCGUGAACGCAAAUAAAGGGCUGCUCGAUGGACACCUGUCUGGCCCCUUCCUCACGGGGCCCCGUGACCUGCAGAAAUGGGCUCAGGUGCAAGAUAGGUUUGAAAAUGAAGAGUUCUUUUCAUCCCAGAUCGGGAGAAAAUCUCAGAGCGCUUUCUACCCGGAGGACGACGACUACUUUUUUGCUGCUGGUCAGCGAGGGUCGCACAGCCACACUCAGGGCACGUCGGAGUCCCUUUCCCGCGAGGACCCAGGCCGGCGGGAAGGCGCGUCGCCCGCUCACCAGGCCCAGAGAAGGCGGGUGAAGAAAAGGCACCGGCACCAGGGAAGGAGCCACGUGCUAGAGGAGGGCGACGACGGGGACAGGCUGUACUCCUCCAUGUCCAGGGCCUUCCUGCACCGGCUCUGGAAGGGAAACGUCUCCUCCAAGAUGCUCAACCCACGCCUGCAGAAGGCAAUGAAGGACUAUCUGAGCGCCAACAAGCACGGCGUGCGCUUCCGCGGGCAGCGCGCGGCGGGACGGAGCCGGGCGGCGCUGCUGUGCGCGCUGCGGCACCGGGUGCGCGUGCGCACACUCGACGGCACGGAGCCGCCCUUCUCCGCGCUGGGCUGGCAGGCGCUGGUCCCCGCGGUGCCGCUCAGCCAGCUGCACCCGCGCGGCCUGCGCAGCUGCGCCGUGGUCAUGUCUGCCGGCGCCAUCCUCAACUCCUCCUUGGGGGAGGAGAUAGAUUCUCAUGAUGCAGUUUUGAGAUUUAACGCUGCUCCUACACGUGGCUAUGAAAAAGAUGUUGGCAAUAAAACCACUGUACGCAUCAUUAAUUCCCAGAUUCUGACCAACCCCACCCAUCACUUCAUUGACAGUUCAUUGUAUAAAGACGUCAUUUUGGUGGCCUGGGACCCUGCUCCGUAUUCUGCAAAUCUUAACCUGUGGUACAAGAAACCAGAUUACAACCUGUUCACUCCAUAUGUUCAGCAUCGUCAGAGAAAUCCAGAUCAGCCGUUUUACAUUCUUCAUCCUAAAUUUAUAUGGCAGCUUUGGGACAUUAUCCAGGAGAACACUAAGGAGAAGAUUCAGCCCAACCCACCAUCUUCUGGCUUCAUUGGAAUCCUCCUCAUGAUGUCCUUGUGCCGUGAGGUGCACGUGUAUGAAUACAUCCCGUCGAUCCGGCAGACGGAGCUGUGCCACUACCACGAGCUGUACUACGACGCCGCGUGCACGCUGGGGGCGUACCACCCGCUGCUCUAUGAGAAGCUGCUGGUGCAGCGCCUGAACACGGGUGCCCUGGGGGACCUGCACCGCAAGGGCAAGGUUGUCCUGCCCGGGCUCCGGGCCGUGCGCUGCCCUGUGCGCCGCUCUUGAAUAGAGGGACUCCUGGAAUCCAUGUGCAAUAAGGUACUACUGACGUACUCUGAGUCACAAAAGAAUACUUGAAGAUGUGUUUUAGGCAAUGUCGUCUUGAUUCUUUAAACUGUAAGUUAGUGGUGGCCACGAGAAUUCUUCUCUUUCUAAGCCAUUGAGUAUUUAUUACUAUUUUGAAUAGAAUAAUGGAAUUGAAAGGGGGGAGGGGUAAAAAAAACCAAGAAAGAUGAAAAAAAAAGAAAAGAAAAAAAGAUAGCGGGGGAGAAAAAGCAAAUGCAUAACACAAGGGUACUAUACUGUCAAAAUUGGUAAGCCUUUCUCUGCCAUGGGCACCACUUAACAACGUUGGUUUCAGUGAUACACCUGGCACUAUGAAAUGGUUUAUACCUAGAAACACCAAUGGUAAGGUACAGUAUCUGUAGCGUUAGUGUGUCACUUGUACAUGCAUUCAUCAUUAAAGAUCCUAGAGUUGAUGACGAACGUCUGAAUUAUCGCUCAGAUGCGUUUAUUUUAACAGUAAAUUCCCCAGUAUGUCCUACAAGGUGCUCGUGUUUCCAAACCAUUGAUUCACCAUCUCUCCUUCUCGCCGCCCCCUGAAUGCUUUGUGCUUUGUGUAUCAGGGCACAUUUCUAAAACCAUAGAGCAUCCGAGUUGAGCAGUUCAAGAUAAAGCCAACCCCGGAACAGCACCACAGAGGAGAGACACUGUUUUCCUGCAGCAUUUCCUUACUUGACUAGGAAUAUCACCCAGACAGAAAGAAGCAUCCCUGGCAAGGAAUACAGAAUCACGCGGCUGUAGGGCAGCCUGGCCUCAGCUUUUUCGCCUUGUACCUUCUCACCUGCCAGUCCCCGUCCCCCUCCCCCCCCCACAGCCUUUCACAGUUUCAGGCACUGAGGAUUAUGACACCCCAGUGGGAGAGGGCUCCUUCCAAUCCAGAAGCAGCGUUUCGGAGCAGUAACCCUAUGCUUCUGGGGAUGCACACCUAUCUCUUUUAUAUGGGUUUCUUGCAAGUAAGUAUUGGCUAUUGCAACCCAAAAGUGAUUUAACAGUCACUAGUUCUUUCUGCAGAUGGACAUUUAGGAAUUCCAUCCUUGUUUUCACAGAUAGGUUUAUGUCAGCAACAUAACAAAGCCAUAUAAUUAAAUAAAAUUGUGUGAAAGCAUGGCUCUUUAACAACAAGGAAAACACGUAUACGCUUCAGAGGGAAAGGCAGCUAGUGGGAAAAUUGUCAUCCCAGUGCAUUAGCUAUAUUCAGUUUCUGGUUUUUUUAAUCUCAAUUUUUGUCACUGAUACAUUGAAAAAAAUUUUGAUAUGAACACAGUGAAACAUACAUUAUGGGAGACCUUAAUUAAACAUGCUAUUAUUUCAAUAUAUAACCAAAACAUAGCUCAGUGGUAUGAUUAAGAUUUCUUGGCAAUGACCAUAGCAGCUUAAUUAAAUAUGUUCUCCCUUGCAAGUGUGUGAAUGUCAGGAGAGUUUAUGGAAAGUUUUGUUGUUGUUGCUGUUGUGCCAGGGUUGUUUUUCUCCUGAGCCUGCUUUCUUGAGCAAGAAUGAUUUACAGAAACUGACAGUUGUUUGGUUAGCCUGCUCAGCAGAAAUCCUGUUGGAUAAGAGACAUCUCCUAUGGUUUACUAUAGGGAUGACAGUGGGAGUCACUGAAAAGUUUCAGUCAUGGCAAUGUCACUAAAAGCCCAUUUGAAAGCUUUGUUUCUAGAUCUGUGAGAAGGGUGGAUAACUUUGUCCUACACGUUAGCCUGUAUCUGAGCAGACAUGGUCAAGUGACUCUUCUCCCCAGUGUCCUGAAAGAGAUUGGCCUUGUCCCCAUGUUUAGUGAGCAGUGACUGGAUGCUGGAGAGGCAGCUCUGACGCAGGGCGCGCGGUGCUCCCGCAGCUUUUGUUUCUCCCGGCGCCUUCCAGGCUCUGCCUUCAAAUGCCCAGGACCCAGAGGUUUCCUUGAUAUUUGUCCUAGUGGAUUUCCUCACUGGCAUCCUUAUUACCAGGACAGCCCCCUUUGAUGACAUGAGAAAUUGGUUAGAGGAAAGUUUAUUGGGGUCAGAAUAAAUAUUCAAGUUCAGAAGCCCCAGAAAACACUUCAGAGGUUUUGAAAUAGCGUUAUGCUGUAACGCAUGCACUUUUAAAAAGUACGUUCAGUCUCACUGAGGUUGUAAGAAAGACUGAAGAGCAUAAAGGAAACUUAAUUAAAAUUUUUGAAUUUAUUAUGGCCUUGGGAAUCAGGGUCUGUUAAACAUCCCAAAAAUGUGGUACACAUAUUAAUAAUAUUAAUACAGUGUAGGCUGGGCAUUCAUUCUUCUAUUUAAAAGUUUAAAUUGAUUAGUUUCUCAAAAUAUUAGGCAGCUAGAGUUAACAUGAUGACUGCUUCUAGUAUUAACCAAAUUGGGUCUAAGUGGCAAUACUUGGCCAGACUUUGAUUAAGUCUUUAUAUGCUAAUUUACUGGACUGCAGUAAACACACAGGCCUUUUGUGGCAUAGUUAACGGUAAAUGGUGUCCUGCAGUCCCUCCAGGCUCUGCCCCUUCCAAAACCCUCCCUCCUCUUCUGCGAAGGGUCGCUAAUAAAAUCCUUAUGGUGCAACCUGAAGCCAUUAAGUGUCCCUUUUUUCACUCUCAGGACUAACAAAGGUCACAUUGCUUUAUAUUUCAAAAUAGUUUCAUUUGAUUUUUUUUUGUUUUUGUUACCACAAAGAAACAAGUAUUGACCAAGAAUGACAGCUCACCUUUAUCUAGAUUCUUCCUAACUCCUUUCACCAGUCCCUCCACCAGGGACAAGGGUAAGGCUUAGCAGUUGUGGCAUUCUCACUGUCCCCGUGGAAUGCAGUGCUGGCCCUGUGUACCCGAACUUCCCCACUAAGUCUUCACAGAGCUGCUUUUAUCAAGAAUUUCGUGCAUGAGGUGGUCAAUUACAAGUUGUAUGUCAGCCUCAUGCAACCUCAGCGGUGUGCAUUAAAAUGCGCCAAGUGAGGGGCUUUUGCACAUCUGUCAGUUACUGGGUCUUUCCUUGUCCAUCCGGACACACAACUCAAGGAACCCAGCUUCAGCACCAGCACCUCCCAUGUGUCUCGUGCCCUCAGUCUCAGCCAGACACUUACUCAAUCCAGGACUCUCUGGUAAUCACCUGUCAUUGUAGCCACAGCAUCUUGACAAAGCAAAGCUGAAAUAAUCAUUAGCAUUUUCAAAAUUGGGAAGUAAAAGUAACUGCUUAAAGCUACCAUGGGGUCUCUCUGUUUCGUGUUUAUGAGCCAGUUCAUUCUGGUGGAACAGGUAAAUACCUUAUGCUGUUGGCUGACCCUUCUAGGCAGGAACACUUCCAUCCACUGAGUUAAUUAGGUCCUGUUUGGCUACAUUAGGUGGAAUCAGCCUCACAUGGGUAAUGGUAUGUGAUGGAAGAAUUUUGUAUGCACAAAUGACAUGAUUAAAAUUCUCUCUCUAGACUUUCUUAGAGAUCAACUCAUGGUGCAUGUUUGAGGCUGGUGGCCAAAGUGAGCUGGUCCCAUUUCUGCUUAGCUAUGGGAAGAAAAGAGAAAGGAGAUAGGGGAAUUAUCGAGAAAUAUAUGACUAAAUAUAUGGGCCACAUAGUCUCUGAAUAUAUUCUAUUAUACUGUCUGUUUCGACCGCACGCUUUUUUUCUGAUAGUUCAGAACUCUCUCCAGUGGUUACACAACUGAUGAAAGCAGCUACAUUUAGAAGUGAAUUGCUUAGAUAAAGUAUGCCUGAGUUCACCUUUGUUUUUUAUAUUCUGGAUAUUUCCAUUGUGAAAAUAUUCUGCAUGUUUGUGUCACUGGGGCAUCAUUUACACAAUAGGUAAAUGAAAGGUAUUUCUCUGUCAAUUCAAGGAUAAAGUGUAAGUGCUGAUUCUUAUUUUAUUCAAUUAAUGAAACCUUUUAAUAAGAAAAAUUAACCCGGCAUAUUCCUCUACAAGCUUGGGCUAGUGGAAUGUAAAGAAUUAAAGACAUUGAUAUAGUUCUUACUCUUGUUAUAAAAAGUGUGCAUGUAGAUAUAGUUAUAUAAUUGCAUAUAUACAUAUCUGCACACAUGGUUGGUUUUAUAUUGUCUUUUUU